Messenger RNA from Paramisgurnus dabryanus, 1945 nucleotides. NCBI's taxonomy places the organism in Eukaryota, Metazoa, Chordata, Actinopteri, Cypriniformes, Cobitidae. The record is from RefSeq and is a predicted model, not a curated record.
UUUGUCCCUUUAAACAUUGUUAAAUGAACUUCCCCUCUUAUAUGAAUGUGCUCACACCUGUAGACUCAACAGAAGUUUAGACAGUAAUGAUAUUGCAUGCUGAAUAUUCAUAGGUAAGAAUAAAUGUUUUUAUAAAAGCAAACAACGCAGUUGACUACCGAAAACUGUAAUAGGUGACUCUUACAAUGGUUGAUGUGUUCUUAAGUGUCACCCAACAGAAUUUGUUGCUGAUUUUGGUGAUAUGAAUAGAAAGGUUUCUCCGAUGCUUAAUCUGAUCUUCUUAACCCUCCUGGUGAUGACUGUCCCAGUCAUUCAGAGCGGGAAUGUUCUUGUCUUACCUGUAGAAGGAAGUCAUUGGGUCAACAUGAACAUCUUGAUUGAGGCUCUUCACGCCAAAGGUCACAAUAUCACAGUCAUCCGGAUGCUAGACAGCUGGUACGUCAAAGAGUUUUCGCCUCAUUACACAUCCAUUACUGUGAAUGCUCCUGGAGGGUUUGAUGAAGAAUUCGUCAAGGUGUUUGCAUCAAGACUCCUGGAAAUUAUCAGGGAAGGUUCCACAUGGGCUCGUCUGAAUUUGGAGAUAGAGAUGUGGGAAAAUGCUUUAAAAAUGUUUCAAGUAGAAAGUGAGAUGAUUGUGAACAUGUUUGAAGACCAGAAGUUAAUGCAAGCCUUACAGGAAGCCAGAUAUGAUUUGAUGCUUACAGAUCCAGUGAAGUUUGGAGGUGUAAUAUUGGGUCAUUAUCUUAAACUGCCCAUGGUCUACAAUGUCCGGUGGACGGCUUUCAGUGAGGGUCAUUUUGCCAUAGCUCCUUCACCACUUUCUUAUGUACCUUUGCCAAUGAUGGAGUUAUCAGACCGCAUGAGUUUUUUUGAAAGAGUGAAGAAUAUUGUAAUGUUCAUUAUAACUCAAACACAGAUUGCUCUCAUGAUCGCUCCACCAUAUAAUGCUCUAUGUGAACGCUUCAUUGGCCCGGCGAUAUCAUUUGAGAAUUUAAUUCAGGCUGCUGAUCUGUGGCUCCACAGGGUUGAUUUUAUUUUUGAAUAUCCAAGGCCCACUAUGCCAAACAUCGUCUACAUGGGAGGCUUUCAGUGCAAGCCAUCAAAGCCUCUUCCGCAAGAUCUUGAGGACUUUGUGCAGAGCUCUGGUGAUCAUGGUGUCAUCGUCAUGUCUCUGGGAACUCUCAUUGGUCAACUUCCUGAUGAUGUGGCAGAGGCCAUUGCUGAAGCUUUUGCUGAACUUCCACAGAAGAUCAUCUGGAGGUACAAAGGAAGAAAACCAUCUGCAUUGGGAAACAACACUUUAAUAAUGGACUGGAUACCUCAGAAUGAUCUUCUGGGUCAUCCUAAGACCAGAGCUUUUGUGGCUCAUGGUGGAACCAAUGGAGUCCAAGAAGCCAUCUACCAUGGGGUACCAAUCAUUGGAUUUGGACUCAUCUUUGACCAGCCUGAUAAUCUUUCAAAGAUGAGAGUGAAGGGUGUAGCCAAGACCGUAGACUUUGCCACAGUGAAUAAGGACUCCUUCCUAGAAACUGUCAAGGAGGUUCUUUAUAAUCCCAGUUAUCGGGAGAACAUGCAGAGACUCUCAAGACUUCACAGAGACGUUCCAGUGAAGCCUCUGGACAGCGCCAUCUUCUGGAUUGAGUUUGUCAUGAGGCACAAAGGUGCCGCUCAUUUACGCACAGAGUCGUACAAAAUGCCCUGGUACUCGUAUCACUCUGUUGAUGUCAUGUUGUUCCUGCUGUCUGCUGUGAUGCUCAUAAUGCUGAUCACAUGUGUGCUUAUCAGAUAUUUAUGCUGCAGAAUAUGUAGGAGAAAAUCCAAAAACAAACUAGAAUGAUUUUUUUUAUUUAACAAAUUUUCAAUUCGUGUUUUACUUUGUUUUAUUAAAUCAUCUUUGAUACGUAUUAUGUUGCAUUGUUUACUCACUUGGUCUUUGGUGAAUUUU